This is a messenger RNA of Anneissia japonica, 1505 nucleotides long. RefSeq names its product dynein light chain roadblock-type 2-like. The transcript is spliced from 4 exons. Gene Ontology annotation, biological process: microtubule-based movement. The record is from RefSeq and is a predicted model, not a curated record. Gene Ontology annotation, cellular component: centrosome; cytoplasmic dynein complex; cytoplasm. Gene Ontology annotation, molecular function: dynein intermediate chain binding. The coding region runs from base 38 to 382 and encodes 114 amino acids. Lineage: Eukaryota; Metazoa; Echinodermata; Crinoidea; Comatulida; Comatulidae.
CUAGAGAAUAAACUGAUAGGACGUCAAACAUUUACGCAUGCGUACUUUGAAACCGUUCCGUAGCAACGAAGAAGAGAGAAAAGAAAACAUGUCUGAAGUUGAAGAAAUCCUGAAGAGAAUUCAGUCACACAAAGGUGUAAUUGGCAUUAUUAUUGUCAAUCAAGAAGGUAUUCCAAUUAAAUCAACAAUGGACAAUUCAACGACAGUCCAGUACACCGGCCUGCUUCACCAGCUUAAUGCAAAAGCUCGCAGUACUGUGCGGGAGAUUGACCCACAAAAUGACCUGACAUUUUUAAGGAUUCGGACCAAGAAGCAUGAAAUAAUGGUUGCUCCUGAUAAGGAAUACUUCUUGGUUGUUAUACAAAAUCCGUCUGAAGGAUAAUUGCCAGACUUGUUACCCCGGGAAACAUUGCAAGAUCUGCAUAAGAAUUGUAUAUAGAACUAUAUAUUAAAUUAACAAUGAAAUAGAUUGCAGAAAAUUCACAGGGGGAUAAAAUCAAAUAAUAAGGCGGUGAUCAACUUUGGACUCAUUUUUAAUAACAUCACUGAAUAUUGUUGAGUCACAAAGUGUAUUGCCCUAGAUUAACAUUGUAGGGGAACUGUUGCAAUCUGCUUGAGAUACUUUCUGCGAGGGCUGCACUUGUGUCAGCCUUGCUUCAAGUACUACAAGUGUAUAUUUCAAAGGAUUUUUCCUAUAAAACUGAUAAAUAUACAGUGUUUACAUUUUUUGUAAUGUAUUUGCAUUAUAGUUGAAGUUAAAAAAUACUGUAGGUUUGUUGUGUAUAUUGAACAAGUACACUACCCAUCAUUUUAUUCAACAUUUCUAGAAUAUUUGAUUGGUAGUGUUAUUGCAUUUGAUGUUUCUUCUUCUUUUUUCCCCUUUUCUAUUAAUAUUUCAGAUGUACAUUCUUUCAAAUUGCACAAUUUACACAUACCGUAUUGCAUGUUUAAUGUAAUUUGUUUUUAUUGGCUUGUAAAAUCUUCAGAAAAAAUAAAUUCAACUUUUUGAUGGUCAUAUAUAUACAGUGCCUGUAUGAUUUGGUUCUGGUUGUGAUGUUCUGAUGGUUAUGAGAAUACAGUAAAGUAUACAGGUCUCCCUCCAAUUAAAGACCACUUUUGUGACUGAGGUUUCCAUGAUCUUUAGCAGCUUUGUUCUGUAUUUAUAAUAGGAAAGGCAGAAGACAUUUGUUAAUUUGGGACCACAGAAAAGUGUUAUUUAUUGGAAGGGUCUUUAAUUAGAUGGAGACCAGUAUUACAUAUAAUAAACUUUAGUGAUAGUGAUCUCCCAGCAACAGAGUAAGUUGCAUUGCUUACUUACAGUACAGUACAAUUGGAAAUCUGUUCAAUCUUUUUAAAGUUAACUGGAAAAUAGAUGACAGAUUUUGUAUAGUGUGUGUUGCUAUAUUUCAAUUAAGUUUUAACAGACCAAAUAAAUUUAAAUUUUUUUGUUAUUCAUACAGUACAUAGGUAUAUCCUUUGCGACAAUAAAAAAAAAUAUGUCCAUA